GGGGAAAAGAAAGUGAAGGAAAAAAUUAGCCAGCCUCUCCUAUUCUUUACGGGCAUACCAUUUUAUAUAUAAUACCCCCAUUUGCGAGGCAAUUUUUUUUUCUUUGGGAUCGCUCACGUGAUUUAUUUCACUGUGGCGUCAUUCAAGUAUACGUACCUUUCGCUUUAACGCCAGUUGGCGAAGAUCUCAAAGAAGCAUACACGCCGCAACGCGUACGUAACAUUAUUAUAAAAUAUGCGCCUAUUAAAACGCACUAAUCAAUCGCACUCGAAUUGAAGGCGCUCCUUCGGCAUAAAAAAAAAUAUGUUUUUGAUUUGAUUUUUUUAAAUUCUUUUUUACCUCCAAAUUGUUAACUACAACGCAGAAUUGUACAAGAGGAAAAAGAAAAAAAAAAAAAAAAAAAACUGUAUGAGGAAACAAUCCGCUUCAUUCAUUUUACCCACUUUUGGAGAUAAUCCCCUUUUAACCCAAAUAAUUUUUUCGCCUUUUUCCAAAAUGAAGUUCAACAAGCAAAUAUCCUCCGCCCGAAGGAAAAUGAGAAAGGCGCAUUUCACUGCGCCAGCUGGACUCAGAAGGAAAAUUAUGUCCUCCAAACUGUCGAAGGAGUUGAGAUUAAAAUAUAAGACGCGAGCGCUGCCCGUGAGGAAGGACGACGAAGUCCUCAUUUGCAGGGGACACAACCACGGCCGAGAAGGAAAGGUCGUGAAGAUAAACAGAAAGCGAUUUAAAAUAUACGUGGAAAGAGUCACCAGGGAAAAGGCCAACGGAGAGUCCACCUUCAUUGGCAUCCACCCCAGCAACGUCAUCUUGACCAAACUGAAAAUUGACAAGAACCGUAAAAAGAUCCUCGACAGAAAGGCGCCAAAGGAAAAGAUGUAAGGCGUGUGGGGUGUCCAUUUUGAGCGCUCUCCAUGCCAGCUAAGCCCGAAGGAAGAGGACCCACGGAAGUGUGCCACCCGUCGGCAGGGGGGUAGCGGCGGUUUAACGCAGUUUCGCAGAGUAUUGCAAAGUUCUGCAUUGUUUUGCAGCGUUUUUUCCUUUUAUUUGCUUUUUUUUUUUUUUCCUAAAAAACUUAUGAACGGGUCAGGUGAUUUUAAAUCUUUUGGAAUGC
Molecule: messenger RNA, 1111 nt
Organism: Plasmodium vivax (malaria parasite P. vivax)
Lineage: Eukaryota; Apicomplexa; Aconoidasida; Haemosporida; Plasmodiidae
Product: 60S ribosomal protein L26, putative
Exons: 3
Coding region: 409-879 (156 amino acids)
Biological process (GO): cytoplasmic translation; ribosomal large subunit biogenesis
Cellular component (GO): cytosolic large ribosomal subunit
Molecular function (GO): structural constituent of ribosome; RNA binding
Source: RefSeq, a predicted model, not a curated record